Molecule: messenger RNA, 765 nt
Organism: Pyrenophora tritici-repentis Pt-1C-BFP
Lineage: Eukaryota; Fungi; Ascomycota; Dothideomycetes; Pleosporales; Pleosporaceae
Source: RefSeq, a predicted model, not a curated record
AUGACGACCACAUUGCACGUAGAUACUUGGGACCUGGGCGUUGCCCACGACGAUGAUCUCCCCGCCUAUGACGAAAUGUCUACUCCGCCUCCUUACGAUGGCGGCGCAUUCGACGGGCCGUUCAUCACGUAUCGUCUUCGACAGUACGACAGUAAGAUACAAAUGCUGGCUGCGUACGAUGCGCCCGCCGCUUCCUCGUACCGAUUCACGACAAACAGCUUCCGCGUAUUCUCGAAGAAGCCCGAGCUGGAGGUGCUACACACAUCACACGACUUCCGACAGCGCAACAUAGCUGCCAUAUCCUUCAAUAAUAACGGGGGGUUCCCUUGGCGUCCCCGUGCGUACUUUGACUAUACUUCUGCGAACGGCCGGAGCACAAGACACGACAUGGAGUCGCCGAACUUUGAGGAUUGGACUGUUGCGGUCGGAGACGAAACAUAUGUCUGGAUGCUAGAAAUGCGACCCAUUGCCUUGGUACUGUGCGAGAGAAGUUCGGGCACCGUCAUUGCCCGCUUUACCUUUUCCGAGAAAGGGGUGCUGGCAUCAAGGGGAGCCUCGGUUGGAGAGUUGACCAUAUAUCGCCGCGGUCUGGCACUGCAGGAGGAUGAGAAUGAUAAACUAUGGCGCAUCGUUGUAUCAGGAGUCCGCGGGUGUUUGACAGUAAUCUGGAUCAGGCUUGCUCAGCAUGACAAGGCCAUCCCCGCCCGCCAAGCGCACCCGAACUAUGUCGGGUCGUCGUGUGGGAACGGCGUCAAUCUACCUUGA